Molecule: messenger RNA, 2958 nt
Organism: Sorex araneus (European shrew)
Lineage: Eukaryota; Metazoa; Chordata; Mammalia; Eulipotyphla; Soricidae
Gene: PPM1D
Product: protein phosphatase, Mg2+/Mn2+ dependent 1D
Exons: 6
Coding region: 227-2029 (600 amino acids)
Biological process (GO): protein dephosphorylation
Cellular component (GO): cytosol; nucleus
Molecular function (GO): mitogen-activated protein kinase binding; cation binding; protein serine/threonine phosphatase activity
Source: RefSeq, a predicted model, not a curated record
CUGCUCCGCUCCGCUUCGCCCCAGCGCUCCGGCCCAGCUCUCGCGGACAAGUCCCGACAUCGCGCGCCCCCCCCUCUCCCUCCCGCCCGCCUACUCCGGGACGGCCCCCUCCCCCUCCGCGGCGGCGUCGAAGAUAAACAAUAGUUGGCCGGCGAAGCCCCGAGUGGCUCCCGACGCCGGAUUCGGCGGGGCUGCGUGGGACCGGCGGGAUCCCGGCCAGCCGGCCAUGGCGGGGCUGUACUCGUUGGGAGUGAGCGUCUUCUCCGACCAGGGCGGGAGGAAGUACAUGGAGGACGUUACUCAAAUCGUGGUGGAGCCCGAGCCGACGAGCGAAGAAAAGCCCUCGCCGCGCCGCUCUUUCUCUCCGCUGUCGCCGGCGUCCCGGCCGGCUCUCCCCGGCCCAGGCCCAGCGCUGGCCGCCCGCGAAGCUCGCGACGCUGCCCCGGACCUGGCCGGGGCCUCGGCGCCCGCCGCUGGCCGCUGCUGCCGGCGCCGCUCCUCGGUGGCCUUCUUCGCCGUGUGCGACGGCCACGGCGGGCGGGAGGCGGCUCAGUUUGCGCGGGAGCACUUGUGGGGUUUCAUCAAGAAGCAGAAGGGUUUCACUUCGUCCGAGCCGGCCAAGGUGUGCGCUGCCAUCCGCAAAGGCUUCCUGGCUUGUCACCUCGCCAUGUGGAAGAAACUGGCAGAGUGGCCAAAGACUAUGACAGGUCUUCCCAGCACAUCAGGGACAACUGCCAGUGUGGUCAUCAUACGGGGUAUGAAGAUGUAUGUAGCUCACGUGGGUGACUCAGGAGUGGUUCUUGGAAUUCAGGAUGACCCAAAGGAUGAUUUUGUCAGAGCUGUGGAGGUCACACAGGAUCAUAAGCCAGAACAUCCCAAGGAAAGGGAACGAAUCGAAGGACUUGGUGGGAGUGUGAUGAACAAGUCUGGAGUGAAUCGUGUAGUUUGGAAACGACCUCGGCUAACUCACAAUGGCCCUGUUAGAAGAAGUACAGUUAUUGAUCAGAUUCCUUUUCUGGCAGUAGCAAGAGCACUUGGUGAUUUGUGGAGCUAUGAUUUCUUCAGUGGCGAGUUUGUGGUGUCACCUGAGCCAGAUACAAGUGUCCACACUCUUGACCCCCAAAAGCACAAGUAUAUUAUCUUGGGGAGUGAUGGACUUUGGAAUAUGAUUCCAGCUCAGGAUGCCGUAUCUAUGUGUCAGGACCAAGAGGAGAAAAAAUACUUAAUGGGUGAACACGGACAAUCUUGUGCCAAAAUGCUUGUGAAUCGAGCAUUAGGCCGCUGGAGGCAGCGAAUGCUUCGAGCAGAUAAUACUAGUGCCAUAGUAAUCUGCAUCUCUCCAGGAGUGGACUGUCAAAGAGAUUUCACCAGUGAAGAUGAGCUCUAUCUGAACCUGACUGAUAGCCCUUCUUAUAAUAGUCAAGAGACUUGUAUGAUGAUUCCUUCCCCGUGUUCUACACCACCAGUCAAGUCACUGGAGGAAGAUCCAUGGCCAAGGUUGAACUCCAAGGACCAUGUACCUACCCUGGUUCGUAGUAAUGCCUUCUCUGAGAAUUAUUUAGAAGUCCCAGCUGAAGUGGCUCGAGGAAAUGUCCAGGCGACAGUCAUACUUCCAAAAGAUCCAGAGCCACUUGAGGAAAAUUGCACUAAAACCCUAACUUUAAGGAUACAUGAAUCUUUGAGUAAUAACCUGUCCGUUGGCCUUGUACCUACUAAUUCAACAAACUCCAUUGUGGACCAAAAAAAUUUAAAGAUGUCAACCCCAGGUCAAAUGAAAGCCCGAGAAGUUGAAAGAACCCCUCCAGCAAACUUUAAAAGGACAUUGGAAGAAUCCAAUUCUGGCCCUCUUCUGAAGAAACAUAGACGGAAUGGCAUAAGUCGCAGUGGUGGUACUCAACCAGCAAACCUCCCCGCAACCUCACAGCGAAAGAACUCUGUUAAACUUACCAUGAGACGAAGACUCAGGGGCCAGAAGAAAAUUGGAAAUCCAUUACUUCACCAGCACAGAAAACCUGUUUGUGUAUGCUGAAAUGUAUCUGGAAAGUGUGUUCCCCCCUACCCCCCAAGCUUAGAAUGUAAGAGGGCUUUUUUCAAGUUGGCAAAGUUGAACUAUUUUUAAAGAGACAAAAUAAACAUUAGUAUACAAUUUGACUUUUUUGGAAUUCCACAAUUUUGACUUGGCUUUUAACUUGCUUGUAUUAUAAAUGUGAAUUUUGUAGAUGUUAGGAUAUAGUGCUAUAAAUGUGUGUAAAUUUGUAUCCUUCACACAAACUCAGUCUCUUACUCUGAUACACAGUAAAUGUACAAUAGGGCUAAAAAAAAUUUUUUUUAAGCAAAAGAAUCUAUUAGAUUUUAGAAAUACAUUUAAGCUUUUUAAAAUGCUUAUUAAGGAAUUUGUAAGUCACUUGUAAUAAAAGCUACACAACUUUUUAAAGUAAAUUAUUAAACAAACUGGAAAAGUGAUGUAUUUUCAUAGUGACCUGUGUUCCAUUUACUGUUUCUUAGAGACAACUACUGUCUUUUAAAAAAUUAUUUUUUAUCAUUUCAUAAUUCAAAACUUGAGUUUUUCAUAGAUGCAAAGAUGUUGAACCAUGCUAAUGUAGCUGAGUGUUUUUCAGUAUCUCUGUCCUAAUUAAAAUACUAUGCAGUAUCUCUUAUUUCCAUAGCAUUUUCUAAAACAUUUAGUCAUCAGAUACAUUUGCCAGAUAUUUGGAGUAGAAGGAGGUGUCUUUACCUACAGGAUGCUUUUCUCAGCCAUCCCAGACAUUCAGUGGCAUUAUUAGGUCUUGAGGUAGUUACCCUCUUUUAGUGUUUGCGUAAAAUAUGUGAAAUUUCUCUUGCUAUUCUAUAACAGAUGGUGCUGCUAAUUCCCAACAUUUCUUAAAUUAUUUUAUAUAGCAUACAGUUUUCAUUGAUUAUAUGAAUAUGUUUGUUCAUCUAAUAAAUCAGUGAACUGUU